Molecule: messenger RNA, 1161 nt
Organism: Fulmarus glacialis (Northern fulmar)
Lineage: Eukaryota; Metazoa; Chordata; Aves; Procellariiformes; Procellariidae
Gene: EME2
Product: essential meiotic structure-specific endonuclease subunit 2
Exons: 8
Coding region: 1-993 (330 amino acids)
Biological process (GO): double-strand break repair; replication fork processing; mitotic intra-S DNA damage checkpoint signaling
Cellular component (GO): nucleus; Holliday junction resolvase complex
Molecular function (GO): nuclease activity; DNA binding
Source: RefSeq, a predicted model, not a curated record
AUGGUCAAUGAUGAACUCAGUAACUCAGUUAGCAAUCCAGCCAGCAAGCGCAUGCGCGGUCUCCUCAAAGAUCCUGGCUCAGAUGCUUGGAUGACGGUUUUAAGUUCCUUGGACUGUAAAUAUUCUUUUGAGCCUCAGGCAAUUCCCUGCAGCAUAACCUGGAGGAGAAACGUGCCAAGCACUCUGUCCACUCCAGAUGUCCCUGCGGUGAAGACUGAAGAGGAGAAAGAGGUGUUGGUGUUGGUAGAGCCGGAAGAUUUUCUUAAGCGCCUCUUUUCCCUAACCCAGAGUUUUGUCAAUGCCCCAACAGCGAGUCAGCCUGACCUGAACCAAGUGUUGCCUUUGGCUGGCCUGGAGGGCUCCUCCACCAAAACCUACAGCCUGGCCGUCGUUGGGCUGGAUGCCUACAGGUGUAGCCGGGAGCAGGGCAGGCAGCAGGCGCGGAGCCCUGGGAAGCAGAGUCCCAGCUCCCAGCCUGGCCCAGAGCUGGCUAUGACUCAGGAGGAGAUACUGGAGGCGCUGGUGGUGCUGCAGCUGUGGGGUAACAUCGAAGUGCUGUUCCUAGACACGUGGCAGGAAUUCGGCCAGCACGUCUCUGCGCUGACGAAGGCAAUAGCGAAACGCCCGUACAAGAGGCAGCUGGAGUUGCAGGAGUUGCCUUUCUGCGCUGCUGGGGCCUGGGCGAGCGGCGUGCGAGUGGAGAAGGACGGCACAGGACUCUGGCAGGUGUGGAAGAGACAAAUCCAGCAGUUUAACAGAGUCAGCCCUGCAACAGCAGCAGCUAUAGCGGAAGCAUAUCCCUCCCCAAGCCUCCUGUUACGGGCCUACGAAGAAUGCAGCACAGAAGAUGAAAAACGACUUCUGCUGAGUGACAUCCCAGUGAAAUCGGACGUUAGCGGGAAAGACCGCCGCGUUGGGCCAGACUUAUCCCGCCGCAUCUACCUCUUCAUGGUAUCCACUGACCCCGACCUUGUCCUGGACCUGAGCGCGUAGAGGGACCGUGGGCCGUGUCGGUCAGCCUCCUUGUUUUAUCUGCCAAGCCUCAGCAGUGGCUGAGCUGCUGCUGGCACGGCAGUGCUGCUGGGAGCCCGGCCAGGGGAAGCAGCUGAUCCUGUUUCAGAACAGAGACCUGCACAUCAAUAAAUGUCUUGUUACAGAUGC